This is a messenger RNA of Penicillium subrubescens, 1704 nucleotides long. RefSeq names its product GTP-binding protein Obg. Gene Ontology annotation, cellular component: mitochondrion. NCBI's taxonomy places the organism in Eukaryota, Fungi, Ascomycota, Eurotiomycetes, Eurotiales, Aspergillaceae. Gene Ontology annotation, molecular function: GTP binding; GTPase activity. The transcript has a single exon. The record is from RefSeq and is a predicted model, not a curated record. Bases 1 to 1704 code for a protein of 567 amino acids.
AUGGCACAUCCUCGAGCUUGUCUCAACCUUCCUAUGCGGUCCCUCCUCUUCAACCGCGCGUGGAUCUGUUCUACAAGAUCCCCCUCCACAAUAUCUGCGACUAUACUCAGCCGAAGAUGGCAAAGCACGACACCCAGUAACGUGCGACCCGAUGACGAAACCUCCUCCCCCGACCAACCUUCGGAUCUGUCGUACUUGAACCCAGAUCCGGAGGACUAUUCGCGCUUUAUCUUCCAAGAUAAAUGUCACGUCACUGUACAUGCUGGUGCUGGUGGUAACGGAUGUGUCUCAUAUCUACGUGAGAAAUUCAUUGAAGAAGGGCCUCCAAACGGCGGUGAUGGUGGCAGCGGAGGUGGCAUCUACAUUCAAGCUGUCGAGGGCUUGACCAGUCUACAUAAACUCGCACGAAGGGGUAUAAUCAAGGCUAGCCGAGGGAGAAAUGGACAGGGCAAAAGCAAAGGUGGAAAGCGCGGCGACGAUGUGCUCCUUCAAGUUCCGGUCGGCACAGUGGUACGCGAAGUCGAGCGAUACGACCCCGUUGCAGAGGAGAUUGCUCGGAUGCGAAGAGCUAAGGUUGAACCUGUCGACGAGGAUGGGAUUGAAUUAUUUACUCCUGUUCGACACGACCGCUGGAUGCUUCAUCCCGGUGCCAACCCAUCAGAUUUCUUGACGGUCAAGUUCCCUCGACUCAAGCCGCGGAGACAGGCUAUCGCAGCGAUGGAGCCGAAAGCGCCCAUCUACCUUGACCUUGACCAGCCUAUGGAUAAGCCAAUGCUUCUAGCUGCGGGUGGUGCUGGUGGGUUGGGAAAUCCGCAUUUCGUCACACGCUCCAUGGGCCGACCCAAGUUCGCAUCUCGUGGCGAAGGAGGCAUGAAAUUGGAGCUCGAUUUUGAGCUCAAGCUGCUGGCAGAUGUUGGGCUAGUUGGUAAGCCCAAUGCUGGCAAGAGUACGCUUCUACGCUCCUUGACCAACAGUCGCACCCGCAUUGGAAACUGGGAAUUUACUACCCUGUCUCCUCAUAUCGGCACGGUGAUUGUUGAUCAUAACAGAGGCCGACCGCUAGUUGAGUCGCAGAGAAAGACUCGCCGGUCCCAUUUCACCAUUGCCGAUAUUCCUGGCUUGGUGGAGGACGCACAUCUUGACCGUGGUCUUGGGCUUGGGUUCCUGCGACACAUUGAUCGGGCGGGCAUCUUGGCCUUUGUGCUUGAUCUCAGUAAUGGGGAUCCCGUCGAAGAGCUACAGAAGCUGUGGCAUGAGCUCGGUGAAUAUGAGCGAUUGCGCAGUACCGAACCUGAACCUGCCGCCAAGGAGAAGCCCGGUGUGAUCGAUUGGGACCCAUCUGGAUCCGGGCUGCCAGACCUUGAUCGGCCGCGCAACCGAGCUAUUGAGAUCGAAACUCCCGAUAAUGAGGGUUCAGGCCAGGCUCUGAAUUAUAGAUCAUCCGGCUCCUUGCCUCCUCUCGCUAUGCCACCUCUUCAUACCAAGCCUUGGUUCGUCGUUGCUACCAAGGCCGACCUCGAGAACACCCAGGAACAGUACCAGGCUUUGCAGGAGUAUCUCUCUGCAGUGGAGAAGGGAACUGUUGAGCAUCCAUCUGGCCAUGCCGAUGGAUGGAAGGAGAAGGUGUCAGCUGUUCCAGUCAGCGCCAUCAAUGGUCAAGGAGUGUCUCGGAUCCCUAAAUUGGUGAUGCAAUAUUUGGCGUAA